Molecule: messenger RNA, 1323 nt
Organism: Pestalotiopsis fici W106-1
Lineage: Eukaryota; Fungi; Ascomycota; Sordariomycetes; Amphisphaeriales; Sporocadaceae
Exons: 2
Coding region: 1-1323 (440 amino acids)
Molecular function (GO): flavin adenine dinucleotide binding; oxidoreductase activity, acting on the CH-CH group of donors
Source: RefSeq, a predicted model, not a curated record
AUGUCAACCGCCCUCCCCUUUUCCGAACCACCGUGGCUGUUGGGCCUACCAAGUCCGAUCUACAAGGACACGCACAGAAAAUGGCAGGCUGCCAUUCGGCCCUUCAUUGAGAAGCAUCUUCUGACCAAGGCGCGAGAAUGGGAAAGGGCCGAGACAGUGCCGGAGCACGUCUUUACAGACUUUGCCUCUGUAAACAUGCUGAUCCCAGCUCUGCCGGCACCCCUGCCCGUGGCUUGGCUGAAGCGUCUGGGGAUUCACGAGCUUCUGGGCGGGCUCAAGGUGGAAGACUUUGACUACCUCCACAGCCUCAUCUUUGCCGAUGAGAUGGCCCGGAGUGGUCUGGCGGGGCCGCCCGGCAGCCUUACCACGGGCUUCGCCUUUGGUAUACCACCCAUUAUCAAGUUUGGUAGCCAGCAGCUCCAGGAGCGCUUCCUGCCCGAGCUGCUCAGGGGUGAGAAGAGGAGCUGCAUUGCCAUCACCGAGCCCGAUGCCGGGUCUGAUGUCGCCAACAUUACGACUACUGCAGUGAAAAGUAAAUGCGGCAAGUUUUAUAUCUUGAAUGGUACUAAGAAAUGGAUUACCAAUGGUGUCUGGACAGAUUAUUCUAGCAUGGCCGUCCGUACUGGCCCUGAAGGUUCCGGGGCGGCGGGACUCUCCAUGAUGGUGGUCCCGCUCAAGAACACACCGGGCGUCAACAUGAGACGACUCAAGGUCUCUGGGCAGGUUUCGGCCGGCACGACCUACAUUGAGCUCGACGAUGUCAAGGUGCCGGUGGAGAAUCUGAUUGGAAAAGAAGGCAUGGGCAUGCGUUACGUCAUGACCAACUUCAACCACGAGCGGCUCAGCAUCGCCGUGGGCACGACGCGGACGGCGCGCGUGGCGCUCAGCGCGGCCUUUGAGUACAUUUUGCGCCGCGAAGCCUUUGGCAAACCCCUCGCCGACCAGCCCGUGGUGCGCAACCGGCUCGCCAAGGCCGGGGCCCUGCUCGAGAGCCAGUCGGCCUGGGUCGAGCAGUUUGCCUACCAGAUGACGCAACUACCCAAGGAUGAUGCCGACCGCGAGCUCGGUGGGCUCACAGCCAUGCUCAAGGCCCAGGCUGGCAUUGUACUCAAGGAGUGUGCCGAUACCGCGGUGCUGCUCUUUGGUGGUAAUGGCUACACGCGCAGCGGCCAGGGUGAGAUUGCCGAAAUGAUUUGGCGCGAAGUUCCCGGAGCUAGAAUUCCUGGCGGUUCCGAGGAUGUCAUGCUCGACUUGGCAGUGCGCCAGCUGAUCAAGUUAUACAAGGCCAAGACGCAGGCAUUGGAAGGUGGAUCGAAGCUGUAG